This is a messenger RNA of Spodoptera littoralis (African cotton leafworm), 557 nucleotides long. The record is from the annotation of a GenBank genome assembly. Lineage: Eukaryota; Metazoa; Arthropoda; Insecta; Lepidoptera; Noctuidae.
CUGAGAAGGUCGUUUCUUAUCAACGCUUUAUCAGUCACACGUCAUAGCUGAUACGACUUAAUUUAGUAUCCUAGAUGAUUACCUUUCAUAAUUAUCAGUUCACGAUUGUACCGCGAUUACAAAACAAGCCUAUGAUAGCUAGUGAACAAUAAAAAAAAGACAUUUAAAAAAAUAAUUGGACGCCAUUUUGUGACCUUUCGCGGUAUAAAGUGAAGAAGUGACGUGAGUUUAAAAAUAGAAUCGGUUGUCAAUUUUGUUUAUUCGUUUAUUUAUUUAUUAAUAGUUUUUUGUGGCCAGUGCGUUCGUUUUAUGACUAAUGAGUUCGUGUUAGUUAUCAAUGUGUUGCAAUUAUAAAAAAAGGAAGAAAAGAAAAGUGACAGUUUAUCAAGAUGUGUUGUGAAUUCAGUGAAAGUACUACGACUAGUACAACUAGUUCGGAAGGAUCUAGCUGGAUGGGGCGGAAUAUGACAUUGAAAGAAUGGACACGGAAUUUCUCCGGCCUCAUUUUGGGUCCCCAUAGACUGGGAUUCCUACCAAGUUACGCCACAGUGCGAUGA